AUGGAUCGUCGCCGCGACCACCACCAAGACCCAUAUGCCGACGACGACGUUGAUGCUGAUCUCGACUUGGAAUUGAACGAGCUUGACCCAUACGACACACCACAGAACAAACGAGGAUUCGGACGACGGAUACCGCUUCGGAACCUGCGACGACGACCACGCGAGGACGAUGAGGGUCUGAAAGCGUUAGUGGGUGGAGACGAUGAGGACGGCGAAGGACGGAGACAAAGCAACGCUGGCGAGGAGAGCCGCGGUCUGCUGGGCGGCGGAGAAGUGGAGGGCACGAAUCUGAAUGAGGAAGGAGCAGGGACAGGUGGCGACUUCCGAACACGGCGACGAAAAGGGCUAUGGCGAUUCUUACCCUUCGGACGAACCACCUCCAUCGCCCUCCCCACCACCGACUCUCCUAUCGACUCUCCCGCCUCGAAUCGCAUAAUUACAGCCGGCAACAUCCACCCCUCCAAAACCCAGAGAUACCCGCCCAACACAAUCUCAAACACCAAAUACACCCCCCUUAAUUUCCUCCCUCUGACAUUAUACCAUGAGUUCAAAUUCUUCUUCAACCUCUACUUCCUCCUCGUCGCCCUCAGCCAGAUCAUUCCAGCCCUAAGGAUAGGGUAUUUGAGUACGUAUGUGGCUCCCUUGGCUUUUGUGAUGAGUGUGACGUUGGGAAAGGAGGCCUGGGACGAUUUGGGGAGGAGACGGCGGGAUAGAGUGGCUAAUGGGGAGGCCGUGAGGGUGAUUAGGUUUGGAGCAGGUGGUGGUGGAGCAGGGAUGAAGGAGAGGAGAAGGGGAAAGAAAGGGGGUGCGGGGAGGGAGGGCAAGGGAGGUGGAGGUGGGGACAAGGUUGCGGCGGCCAGGGUCAAGGAGAUGAUUAUACCGAGUUGGAAUCUGAAGGUCGGGGAUGUGAUUGUCCUGAGCAAGGACCAGCGGGUGCCAGCUGAUGUGGUCAUACUGAAGAGUUUGUCUUCCGAGGCAUCUACGAACAUACCCAGUGACGACGCCGAAGAGGGCGAAGGUUCUGACACAACUCUGGUGGACACCGAUGCUCGCGCAGGAGACAAGUCAAAACCGGAUGUGGAUAACAAAACCAUGUCCGAAGAUCCAUCAGGCGGUGGUGAAGCCUUCAUCCGUACCGACCAACUAGACGGCGAGACAGACUGGAAACUGCGUCUCGCCUCUCCCCUUGCCCAAACCCUCCCUACGAGCGAAUACAUCCGUCUACGAGUAACAGCCGGGAAGCCCGACCGAAACGUCAACGGCUUCAUCGGCACCCUCGAGCUCCUCCCAGCCACGCCAUCACGCCAUCAACCCUACGACUCAGCCUCACCGAUCGAAGCCCAGGGCACCUCGGCCAAUAUCCCACAGUCGACAGCUUUGACAAUAGACAACACAGCCUGGGCCAACACGGUCCUAGCCUCCACCACCACCGUUCACGCCGUCGUCAUCUACACCGGCACCCAGACUCGCGCGGCAAUGAGCACUUCCUCCAGCCGAAGCAAAACUGGAUUGCUGGAGAACGAAAUCAACACUCUGACCAAAAUCCUCUGUUUCUUGACUGCAGCUCUCAGCUUGACAUUAGUUGUUCUCGAACGUGUCCAGCCCGCCGCGCCGAGACCAGCGGACGGAUCAGAGGGAUAUGCCGUGGCAUUCACGAGAUUCCUGAUUCUCUUCAGCACCAUCGUACCCAUAUCCUUGCGAGUGAAUCUCGACAUGGCGAAGAGCGUCUACGCAUACUUCAUCCACCGCGACCCUGGCAUUCCGGGCACUGUGGUGAGGACUUCAACUAUACCUGAGGAUUUGGGACGAGUGGAAUUCCUGCUAUCGGAUAAGACGGGGACGCUGACGAGGAACGAGAUGGUGUUGAGGAAGGUCUUUGUAGCUGGGCAGGGUUUUGGAGGUGCCGAGGGGCAGGGGGCGGUGAGAGGGUUUGUGAGGCGGGCUUUUGGCGGCGCGGGUGGGGAGGGUGGACUGUGGACGCCGGGAAAGGCGGAGGAGAUGGGAAGUCUAAACAGCGAGACUGCUGGUGCUAGUGGAGGUAGCCGGAGCAAGAGGAUUGUUGCUGCACGCAUCAGAGACCUGGUUGUGGCAUUGGCGUUGUGUCAUAAUGUCACCCCAACUUCCGAAGAGGAGGAUGACGGGGAGGGUGGGAUGAGGGCAGUAACGACUUAUCAGGCCAGCUCGCCAGACGAGAUAGCUAUUGUGCAGUGGACAAAAGCUGUCGGAUUACGACUGGCUCAUCGCGAUCGCAAGACUAUCACGCUCGAAUCUGCGGGCGAUGAUGGGGAGGAAAGCAGGAUGGUAGUCAAGGCGGAGAUCCUGCAUGUCUUCCCCUUUACAAGCGACAGCAAACGGAUGGGCAUCAUCCUCCGCUUCUUACGGUAUACGAGCCCACAGCAUAGCAGCAACGAUAACGUGGAGGAUGGAGAGGAGGCGAUUGUUUUCUUCCAAAAGGGUGCCGACACGGCUAUGGCGCCGCUGGUUCAACCUACGACGUGGCUGGCGGAGGAGACGGACAACCUCGCCCGUGAAGGUCUAAGGACUCUGGUAAUCGGCCGGAAGCAAUUAUCGAAGGAUCAAUGUGCGCAAUUCAACGCCGCUUACUCCGCGGCCUCUCUCGCCCUAUCCGGUCGCGACGCUGCGAUGGCGAAAGUGGUGAAACAGCAUCUAGAAUGCGAUGAAGAGCUUCUCGGCAUCACGGGUGUAGAAGACAAACUCCAAGAGGGUGUGAAAAGUAGCCUGGAGGUGUUAAGGAACGCAGGAAUCAAGAUCUGGAUGCUCACGGGCGACAAGGUGGAGACAGCCCGUUGUAUCGCGCUCUCCUCCAAACUCGUCCCUAGAGGCCAAACCAUUCACACGGUCGCCGGCUUGAAAACACCACAACAAGCUCUAGACGCCCUCCUCCCACUCCAAAACACCAUCGGUGGAAGCGGCGGCCUCGCAGCAACCGCCACAGCAACCGCCUUACUAAUCGACGGCCAAUCGCUCGCCCUCCUCCUCACCCACCACACCCAAACCUUCAUCGAAACAGCAGUGAAACUACCAGCCGUCAUCGCCUGCCGCUGUACCCCGACCCAGAAGGCCGUCCUCACUACCCUCAUCCGCCAAUACACAGGCAAACGCACCCUAGCCAUCGGCGACGGUGGCAACGACGUCUCCAUGAUCUGCGCAGCGGAUAUAGGAAUCGGGAUCGAAGGCAAAGAAGGCCAGCAAGCCUCCCUAGCAGCCGACUUCUCCGUGAAGCAAUUCUCACACGUCACGAAAUUACUGCUCUGGCAUGGAAGGAAUAGCUAUAAACGGUCUGCGAAGCUGGCGCAAUUCGUGAUAUACCGCGGUCUCAUCAUCAGUGUCGCGCAGACCGUCUUCAGCGUCGCUGGGGGGUUUGAGCCCGUGGCCUUGUAUCGGGAUUGGUUGCUGGUGGGGUAUGCGACGAUCUACACCAUGAUGCCUGUUUUCUCCCUCGUGCUGGAUCGGGAUGUGGAUGAGGGGUUGGCGAGGCUGUAUCCGGAGCUUUAUAAAGAAUUGGUUGGGGGCAGGAGUUUGAGUGUGAGGAGUUUUGGAAUUUGGUGCGCGGUUAGUUUGUAUCAGGGUUUGGUUAUUCAGGGAGGGGCGGAGAUUCUGUUACCUUCGUAUCUUUCUCCGACGACUACGGGACAGGGUCUGGAUACGACCACGGCGCCCUUUCGUCGCAUGGUCUCGAUCUCGUAUACGGCCCUCAUCCUGACGGAGAUCUUGAUGGUGGCUAUUGAGAUCACGACAUGGCAUCCUAUCAUGAUCUUCUCCUGCCUUGGAACGAUACUACUGUACUUUGCUACUUUUCCGACGCUGGGGGGGUACUUUGACCUGGGCUAUGUGGUACAAGGAGGCAUGGCACCGUUUUGGUGGCGGGUGGGGCUUGUUACUGCGGCGAGUGUGGUGCCGGUUGCGGUCGUGAAGUGGAGUGGACGACGGUGGAGACCUAGUGGGUGGAGGAAAGUUAGGGGUUAA
Molecule: messenger RNA, 3987 nt
Organism: Recurvomyces mirabilis
Lineage: Eukaryota; Fungi; Ascomycota; Dothideomycetes; Mycosphaerellales; Teratosphaeriaceae
Gene: NEO1
Product: putative aminophospholipid-translocase
Exons: 1
Coding region: 1-3987 (1328 amino acids)
Biological process (GO): retrograde vesicle-mediated transport, Golgi to endoplasmic reticulum; endocytosis; phospholipid translocation
Cellular component (GO): trans-Golgi network; plasma membrane; endosome
Molecular function (GO): magnesium ion binding; ATPase-coupled intramembrane lipid carrier activity; ATP hydrolysis activity
Source: RefSeq, a predicted model, not a curated record